CAAUAUCACAACAAUGUUACUUGGAUUUCGACGUAUAGUACCCAUCAAUGUAAGAAAAUAUCAAAGAUACCUUCAUAGUAGUACAGUGACCUUUCGACCCAUCAAGGAUCAGUUGGAUAAUACGGCAAAAGGGAAACCUUCAUCGGAUUACUUUGUCAAUUUAUUCGACCGUGGACCCAAUGUGGGCAUAGAAGUGAUCACCAAACAUGGUUUUGUAUUAUCCAACAAUGUCCAGAUCGAACAUCCUUUGAUCCUGGUCAAUGGAUCCCCAUUCUUGUGGAAAGUGCCUUUAGAUUGUAUGCGAACUUCUACUUGGGAUAUGGCUUCUCUUUCUAUCUUUGAUCUUGUUUCUCCAAAACCUGAAUUGAUUGUCUUUGGUACAGGUUCUGAAUUCUCUCCUCUUCCUGCUGAUGUUCGAAAACAUUUUUAUCAAAUGGGUGUACAAGUUGAUAUCAUGUCAACGAAACAUGCAGCUGCCACAUACAAUGUAUUAGCAGAAGAAGGUCGAAGGGUGGCAGCGGCUUUAUUACCCAAUAGUGAUCAUCCUUAGUAUAGUUUAGAUUUUAUCCUCUUCAAGGUUGAAUAAAAAAAAUAAUUCACAAUUGAGA
Molecule: messenger RNA, 608 nt
Organism: Halteromyces radiatus
Lineage: Eukaryota; Fungi; Mucoromycota; Mucoromycetes; Mucorales; Cunninghamellaceae
Product: NADH dehydrogenase 1 alpha subcomplex assembly factor 3
Exons: 3
Coding region: 14-550 (178 amino acids)
Biological process (GO): mitochondrial respiratory chain complex I assembly
Cellular component (GO): mitochondrial inner membrane
Source: RefSeq, a predicted model, not a curated record